This is a messenger RNA of Pediculus humanus corporis (human body louse), 1089 nucleotides long. Its product is annotated as serine protease HTRA1 precursor, putative. The record is from RefSeq and is a predicted model, not a curated record. Gene Ontology annotation, molecular function: protein binding; serine-type endopeptidase activity. Gene Ontology annotation, biological process: programmed cell death; positive regulation of apoptotic process; proteolysis. The transcript has 2 exons. The coding region runs from base 1 to 1089 and encodes 362 amino acids. NCBI's taxonomy places the organism in Eukaryota, Metazoa, Arthropoda, Insecta, Psocodea, Pediculidae.
AUGGAGGCAUGCCGGAUUUUCCGCCUGGCGAUGAAUGACGUCACAUAUACCUAUGGACUUUCCGCGGGUGCUGGUUUGGGACUGUCGUUGAAAUGUUUUCAAUGGAUGCCGACCGUCGAAGCGGAAAACUCGUCGAAAUUGAAUUUGCGACAGAGAUUCAAUUUCGUCGCGGAUGUCGUGGAAGAUGUUGCGAGCGCGGUUGUGUACAUCGAAGUUAAAAGCAUGAGAUUUUUCAACAUAAUGCCACCGAACGGAUCGGGAUUCAUAGUGAGAAAAGACGGUUUGAUACUGACGAACGCUCACGUCGUCAUGAACAGAACGAACAGCGUCGUACAGAUCAAACUUCAAGACGGGAGAACAUUUUCCGGCAUCGUCGAAGACAUCGAUCUCAAAUCGGAUUUGGCAACGAUACGAAUCAACGCGCAAAAUUUACCCGUCAUGAAAUUGGGAUCGUCGUCGGACGUGAGACCCGGAGAAUGGGUCGUGGCAAUAGGAAGUCCGCUCUCGCUUUCCAAUUCUAUAACGUGCGGCGUCAUAAGUUCGACUCGUCGUCAAAGCUCCGAAAUCGGAAUCACGAACAAAGAAAUGGAGUAUUUGCAAACGGAUGCGUCGAUAACGUUCGGGAAUUCCGGCGGUCCUCUCGUCAAUUUGGACGGAGAAGCCAUCGGCAUAAAUUGCAUGAAAAUCGCCGGAGGGAUUUCCUUCGCCAUACCCAUCGACUACGCGAAAAGUUUUUUGAAAAGAUCCGAACAGAGAAUCGUUCGUCAUAAUUCGCAAAUCGUCAAACUCAAAUACGCGGGCGUGACGGUGUUUUCCCUCACUCCCGGCAUGUUGGACGAAAUGCGAUUCGGUGAGUAUCACAUGCCGGAAGAAAUCACGAGCGGAUUAUUGAUAGGAAAAGUCGUUUCGGGAUCUCCGGCACACAUAAGCGGACUCAAAACCGGAGAUGUCGUCACGCACAUAAAUUCAAACGUCGUGCAAGAUGUGAAUAGCAUUUACAAAGCGUUGGAAAGUGGAAAACCUCUCAACAUGAGAAUAAUAAGAAAUGGAAUUUUCCAAGAGAUAAUAAUAAUACCGGAAGAUAUUUAA